Molecule: messenger RNA, 2847 nt
Organism: Drosophila innubila
Lineage: Eukaryota; Metazoa; Arthropoda; Insecta; Diptera; Drosophilidae
Gene: vri
Exons: 3
Coding region: 408-2813 (801 amino acids)
Biological process (GO): regulation of DNA-templated transcription; circadian rhythm
Cellular component (GO): nucleus
Molecular function (GO): DNA binding; DNA-binding transcription factor activity
Source: RefSeq, a predicted model, not a curated record
UACAAAUUCAAUUGCGAUUCAGCAUUCGUUCGAAGCGGUUGUGAAUGCGCUCGCGAGUCGCGCUACAAAUUUGUGAGAUUAACAGAUGAAAGCAAAAAAAAAUAUUAAAAGCUACAAGUGUUAACCGUUAAAAGUGUUUAGGCCAGAAACACAUCAAAACAUUGGCCAGCAACAAAACAAAUUAGAGAAACAAUUACAAAUACUUAAUAAUUUAAGAUCGUCACAAAGAUCUCGAAAAGUGCAAGAAAUAACAACUUUUAAAACAAAAAAUUCUGACGGUUACAAUUUGAAUUGUUGUGAAAGUGUUUCUUGAUAAAAAUGCAAAUUUAAAAAGGAAUAUAAUAAAUUUGUAUUUAAUCGAAACUGAAGAAAUCGAAUGGAAUUUAACGUUGCAAUUUGAAAACAUUAUGUCGAUUGUGUGCACGUUAGAACAGAAAGUGCAAUUGUUUAAAGAGGCUGCAACCAACAACAAUUUUCUUAUACUCAAGAACAACAACAGCAACAACAACUGCAGGGAUAAUAUUAAUAACACUCACUUUACGCAGUUUACAACAUCAACAACAACAAAUAACAACAGCAACGCACAAUUUGUGCAGGAGAAUAAGCUGAAAGUGCAGUAUUAUUCUGUGCAGGAUCAGCAUAGAGAGUAUUUGACGCGUCAACUGUUGCACUCCGUGGCACUUAAGCAAGAGCAGGGGAGCGAACAGGAGCAGGAACAGAAACAGGAAGUAACAAUACCGACGGCAAUGCCCGAGGUGCUCACCCAGAAUCACAACAAAGCCUCCUCCAUGAUCAUGAGCAGAAUGACGACAAUAUCACCAACGCUGUCCAUGAACGGCAGCUCCAAUGAAGCCACAAAUUUGCAUCCAUUGUCCAUGUAUGGCGGAUCCAUCAGUCCACAGUCCAAUGACAGCGGCAUGUCGGACAGUCACAGUAUGGCCAGAUCUGGCUAUGGCGAGAGUCACGGUCACGGUCACAGUCACAAUCUGAUGGGCAAACCAAGUAAUGGAGGUGGAGGUGGCGGUGGAGGCGGAGGUGGAGGUGGAUCACAAUCCACAUUGACAGCCGCACAGAAGGAGCUCUUCUCGCAGCGCAAACAACGCGAAUUUACGCCGGAUAAUAAGAAGGAUGAAAGCUAUUGGGAUCGUCGGAGGCGCAACAAUGAGGCAGCUAAGCGGAGUCGCGAAAAGAGACGCUACAAUGACAUGGUGCUGGAACAGCGUGUCAUUGAGCUGACCAAGGAGAAUCAUGUGCUCAAAGCCCAACUCGAUGCCAUACGCGACAAGUUCAACAUCUCUGGCGAGAAUCUGGUCAGUGUGGAGAAGAUACUGGCAUCGCUGCCCACCAGCGAACAGGUGCUCAGCAAUACCAAACGGGCCAAGAUGAGCAGCGGCUCAUGCUCCUCCUCAUCGUCCUCCUCCUCCUCAUCCUCAUCCUGCUCGGCCUCGUCGUCGUCGGGAGCGUCACCCGCUGGUGCCGGUGAUGGUUACAGCGUUGCAGGCGUUGCUCCUCCCCUGUCACCCAUCAUCUAUGGUCCCAGCUCGAAUGCACGCGCCAAUGAGGCGACAUCCCAGAAGAGCGGCCAUCAUCAUCACCAUGUGCAACAGUUGCCACAUGGCGCAGCUGCUCCGAGCGCUCCUCCUCCGCAUCUACAGUCGCAUCUGCAGUCGCAUCCACAUCCACAUGCGUAUCAGCAACAGUUGCAUGCGGAUGCAGUUGCUCCUGCCAAUGAACGUCCGCCCAACAACAACAAUCACAGCAACAGCAACAAUGCCAUUGCCAAUCUGCAUGUGCUGCAACAGGCGCUGCAUCGCAAUGUGCGUCCCGAGGAUUUGGACAGCUUGCGCAAGGUUGUCGCCGUCGGAGCUCUGUACAAUGCCGGAGUCGGAGUGGGAGUGGGAGCAACGGUAACGGGCGCAACCGGAACAGGUACGGUAACGGGAGCUGCUCUGUAUGCCAGCUCUGCUGCCACGCCCACAUCCGCCUAUGUCAGCAUAAGCAAGGAGCAACUGGAGGCGGCCAAUUAUCUGCAUAAUCACAGCAUCGAUGCUGCCGUCAGCAGCAGCGCCGUGGAUGCAGUGAGCAGCACCUGCUCCUCCUCCAACUCUAACUCCAACGCCUCCAACUCCAACUCCGCCACCUCCAGCUCCAACUCUCACUCUUCGUCGUCUGCUGUGAGUUCCGCCGCCGCCAGCGUCUUGAAUCUGUCGAGGCGUGCCUGCUCCCCCAGCUAUGAGCACAUGUUGUCCUCGACCACAUCCUCGACACAUCACUCGUCCGCCUCCUCAGCUCUCUCGUCCGCCUCAUCGUCGGGCGCCGUUUCCGGUGACGAUGAGCAGGACCACGACAUGGCCGAGGAGACAACGCAUCCACAUCCGCAUUCACAUCCGCCUCCGCAUGGGCUUCCACAUGGCGUUCACUUGGCACCGCCAGCGAGUGACGCCAACAAUUGUCUGCCCCUCAAGCUGCGUCACAAAUCCCAUCUGGGGGACAAGGAUGCGGCUGCCACCGCGCUCCUCUCGCUGCAGCACAUCAAGCAGGAGCCAAACUGCAAUCGGGCAUCCCCGCCAGCGUGGAACGAUGGUGGUGACAACUCCAGCGAUGAGCGCGACUCGGGCAUCUCCAUUGCCAGCGCCGAGUGGACAGCACAGUUCCAAAGGAAACUCCUGGCACCUAAAGAGGUCGCAGUUGGAGUCGCAGUCGGAGUUGGAGUUGUCUCCAAUGUGGAGCGGGAGCAGAUGCUUAAGAGCCAGCUGGAACGCUUGGAGUCGGAGGUGGCAAGCAUCAAGAGCAUGAUGAUUCUCGCCGAUUAAACACAGCGGCGCAAAGAGUAUAGAAGAGAAGAGA